AUGAAAUACCGGCUACCUGACGUUGUGCAGCAACCGUACCAUCAUGAUGCUCGUUCCAGACCGCGGAAUUUUGGUGUUCACCAUUUCAAUCGGAAGCCCUUCACGAGUGAAGAGGAGGCUGAGAGUGUGCCUACUCGUGAGGUCGAGGACUCCCUCUCACUGCCACCAUCGGAGGAUGAGCUGACUCAGGCAAUUAGGCACCUACAGAAUGGCAAAGCUGGUGGUAUGUCAGAGAUUGUGCCGGAGCUGCUGAAGAGGGGAGAGCGACUUGGCUGCGAAACAUUGAUCGAAUUGAUCGAGGUUAUCGCUGACGAAGGUCUCCGGAUAGCCGUGGACCACAAAUAUGCUCUUCAGAAUGGGAACACACCAUUACAUGAUGCAGCAGAGAAUGGUCAUGUUUCUGUAGUAAAAUAUCUUCUCACUUCUGGAAAUUCGUUGGAACCAAAGAAUAAUGAUCAAGAAACACCAUUGCACUUAGCCUGUAAAUACGGCAACCCGGAGGUUAUAGAAUUUCUGCUUGAAAAGGGUUCAGAUCUUUUUGCCUUGAGCAAGGACAACAGGACAUGCCUAGACUCUGCAGUAGCAAGUAAUGACAGCAAGCAAGCUCUGCCUGCAGCUAGACUAAGGGCAAUUAUCCGCCAUCUUGAAAGCAAGUACCCAGAGGAGCAGAAGAAGGUAAUGGAAAUUGUUCGACAUGCCGCUGGCAAGAGGACUGCUGAUUAUCGCAACCGUCGUUUUCUUCAGACUUACUUUCAGCUGGAGGAAUUUUAUUCCGAAGGCCAAGUGGACGCUAACACUCUAGUUGUUCUAGUUAGCGGGGAACAACUUGUUGGGAAGUCCACACUGAUCAAGACAUUGAGAAAAGAAGGCACCAAUGGCACAUCAAACGACUCGAAACGAACCCGAGGCAUCCAGAUGUCCAACUUCACUGAUGAGCGUGGUCAGCAUUUGCGUAUCAAAGAUCUCGCUGGGCAGGACGCGUUUUCAGCGACACACGACAUUUUUUGCCUAUCCACAUCAGUACCAAGCCUCGGUCUUGCUGUUGUCAAUAGCAAAUGGGACGAGAAACUGAUUACAACAAGCAUAACCACUACAGCUGGUCGGUUUUUGAGCCGGAUGCCACCAUCGGUAACAUCAGACCAGCCGUUCAAUGUCAUGAUCAUUGCGACCUUUCGCGACGAGAUCAAGAGAGAGGAUCAUGGAAAACUUGCUGCAAAGCUUGCCACAAGCUAUAGUAGUGUCGAGGAGGAGUUUGGUGAUAAACUCCACUUUCGAGGAUGCUUUCCUAUCAAUGCGACCGUCAAUGACGCAAGCUUCGACCGCCUGAGAAAAGAACUUUCUGAGGUCUGCAGAGAUAUCCUGAGCUGGUGUUGGGAUGCUCUUGUGGCAUUGCAUUGGUCUUAG
Sycon ciliatum is the source of this 1404-nucleotide messenger RNA. RefSeq names its product ankyrin repeat domain-containing protein 17-like. The transcript has 10 exons. The record is from RefSeq and is a predicted model, not a curated record. Lineage: Eukaryota; Metazoa; Porifera; Calcarea; Leucosolenida; Sycettidae. Bases 1 to 1404 code for a protein of 467 amino acids. Gene Ontology annotation, molecular function: protein binding; GTP binding.